GUUAGCUAGCGGUGGGUUCCAAAGCUGGUCGCAGGAAUAAGCCGUUUUCUUUGUCGCACAAGUGGCGUGACUCUUUUAAGCCGGUAGUUGAAUCGCUGAGGGAAGCUGUAGUGGGAGUAUUCGAAGAUUCGCUUCGUAUAUUUAAAGUUGGAAUUUGCUGCUAAAGAUGGCAGACCCAGAUGUCCUGACCGAGGUUCCCGCAGCAUUGAAGAGGUUAGCCAAGUAUGUGAUCCGGGGAUUUUAUGGCAUUGAGCAUGCCUUGGCCUUGGACAUCUUGAUCCGGAACCCCUGUGUGAAAGAAGAGGAUAUGCUGGAACUGCUCAAGUUUGAUCGGAAGCAACUUCGAUCAGUUUUGAAUAAUUUAAAGGGAGACAAGUUUAUCAAAUGCAGAAUGAGAGUAGAGACUGCUGCAGAUGGGAAAACCACUCGCCAUAACUACUACUUUAUCAAUUAUCGUACUCUUGUUAAUGUGGUAAAAUAUAAGUUGGAUCACAUGAGAAGAAGGAUUGAGACCGAUGAGAGAGAUUCCACCAACCGGGCUUCCUUCAAAUGUCCUGUCUGUAGUAGCACUUUCACAGACUUAGAAGCUAAUCAGCUCUUUGACCCCAUGACAGGAACUUUCCGCUGUACUUUUUGCCAUACAGAGGUAGAGGAGGAUGAAUCAGCAAUGCCCAAAAAAGAUGCACGCACACUUUUGGCAAGGUUUAAUGAACAAAUUGAGCCCAUUUAUGCAUUGCUUCGGGAGACAGAGGAUGUGAACUUGGCCUAUGAAAUACUUGAGCCAGAACCCACAGAAAUCCCAGCCCUGAAACAGAGCAAGGACCGUGCAGCACCUACUGCUGGAGCUGCUGGCCUGGCAGGUGGGCACCACCGGGAAGCAUGGACCACCAAAGGUCCCUCUUAUGAGGACUUAUACACUCAGAAUGUUGUCAUUAACAUGGAUGACCAAGAAGAUCUUCAUCGAGCCUCACUGGAGGGGAAAUCUGCCAAAGAGAGGCCCAUUUGGUUGAGAGAGAGCACUGUCCAAGGGGCAUAUAGUUCUGAAGAGAUGAAAGAAGGUGGCAUAGAUAUGGAUGCCUUUCAGGAGCGUGAGGAAGGCCGUGCAGGGCCUGAUGAUAAUGAGGAGGUCAUGCGAGCGCUGCUUAUUCACGAGAAGAAGACUCCCUCUGCUGCAGCUGCUUCAGUGGGGGCGGCCGCUCCUGUGACCACCGCCAAUGGCAGUGACUCAGAGAGUGAGACCAGUGAGUCAGAUGAAGAUUCUCCACCCCGACCAGCGGCUGUGGCUACACAUCAUCGGGAAGAGGACGAGGAGGAUGACGAUGAGUUUGAAGAAGUAGCAGAUGAUCCCACUGUCAUGGUGGCUGGCCGUCCAUUCUCCUACAGUGAAGUGAGCCAACGGCCAGAGCUGGUGGCCCAGAUGACACCAGAAGAAAAGGAAGCAUACAUAGCAAUGGGACAACGCAUGUUUGAGGACCUCUUUGAGUGAGCUAUCCCUACCUUUUCCUUCUUUCUCUAAUGCUCAUUUCAAAAAGAAAUCCCCCACAUUUGAAACAAAGUGUUAAGUAGUUUUCUGUCCCUCUUAAUGUAAAGCACCUGUUAAUUUUGUGCAAAGAAUAAUGGAGAGAAAGUUUAAUUUUUAUGUCAGAAACUUUCCAGCAAGGUAGGUUGACUAUAAGCAUUCCCUUCCCUGCUAUUACUACAGUAUUAACAUUUUACUGUAUUUCCUUAUCUAAUUUUUUAUUUUCUUUUUUAAGACAUUUCCCUCUCUUCUGAAAUGAGGGAGGGAACGCCAUUGUGUAAAUUCUUCCUCUCUGCCUACAGAAGCCUUCUACAGUAGGUUACAAUAAUUCACUGAUCAUAUCCUUUUUUAUCUGCUCUAACUAAGCAUUCCGAACAAUUCCUUAUAUUGCUGCCAACCAAAGCAACUUGCCAACAGGAAAAUCCUUGAUUAGUGGGAAAAAAAAAAAAAAACUUCUAAAACUUCCUCAAAAUUUGAGUAUUUGCUCAAAAUUGAGGUUGGGGGUCAGUUCGUAAGGGGAGAUCGGAGUGUGUGUGGAACAGGGAUAGAUAUGCCCGAAUCUCAUGUUUGAACCAGAAUUUGUGUCUUUAAAACUGACCCAACUGGUAGGUUCUGUUGUUUUGUUUAAUCCUUUUUGGUUUGGACUUCGCAUGAUAGAAAACAGAAAGUAUGAUUGCUAAACCCUUUUGAAGAAAUUAGAAAAAACAUAGACAUAGAGUAAGAAGUCCAUAUAAAGGAUUGAAGAGUGGAGAGCGUUGGGAACAGUGCCUUAGAACUGCCUGAGUUUGAUCUGAUUUGGAAAUUCUUUACAUAGAGGUGAGACUGGUCCUGGUUUUUUCUCCCUUAUUCUAUAAACCUCUUGUCAGUGCUGUAAAUUGUUUCAUGAGGCCAUUCCAGCAGAAAUCAACAUAGAAUAAUUGGUUACAUCCUUCCCUCACCCCCCACCCAACAUCAUUGAAGGCUUUCUUUGUCUCACUUUUUGUUCUUGUCAGAUGUGGUAUUUUAGAGUACAUCCUGUAUAUUUUUGAGUAUUGUAACCUCAAGGAACAUUUUAUUUUGGAUUCUGAUAUGUAGCAUGGUAUUAUUCCCUAAGGCAGAACUCUAAAAGUAAAGAACUUUCACACAAGCUUCUAUUACAAUUGUAUUCUUUGUAAUAUUUUUUCUUGCAUUGUAAUUUUUAAGUAUUUAUCGUUUUAUACUACACACGUGAAGUUAAGGUAGCAUUUUAGAGUAUCUGAGCCUUGUAUGAAGUGAUGUUUCAUUUACUUGGGUUGUAUUGACUGACUAUUGACAAUAAAUCUAUUUUAUACUGACUGAAAUUUGUUAAUUUCUAGCUCUGUAAUGUCUUAGAACAUAAUUAAAAUGAAUACU
Lemur catta (Ring-tailed lemur) is the source of this 2890-nucleotide messenger RNA. RefSeq names its product general transcription factor IIE subunit 1 (gene GTF2E1). Gene Ontology annotation, cellular component: transcription factor TFIIE complex. Gene Ontology annotation, biological process: transcription open complex formation at RNA polymerase II promoter; transcription initiation at RNA polymerase II promoter. The record is from RefSeq and is a predicted model, not a curated record. The coding region runs from base 167 to 1486 and encodes 439 amino acids. The transcript has 5 exons. NCBI's taxonomy places the organism in Eukaryota, Metazoa, Chordata, Mammalia, Primates, Lemuridae.